AUGGGGGAGGAUGCCGGAGAUGGCUACGGCACGCCAUCGGCUGCACUCACGGCCAUCGUUGUCAAGGGCAAGCGCAGCAAGCGGCGCCGCGUGCACGCCGCGGUGAUCGCGGCCGCGGAGGCCGAGGUGACCGCGGUCACCACGGCCAGCGCCGCGGGAGAGGUGGCGUCGUCGUCGUCCUCGGUGGCGGAUGGUGGCGGGUGGCGGUCUGGCGCGGAUGAGGCGGCCUCCGGGUGCGUGACGGAGGAGGAGGAGGACAUGGCGCUCUGCCUCAUGCUGCUCGCGCGCGGCGGUGGCGGCGGCCAAGGAAGCAGGGCCGGGCCGUCGUCCUCGUCGUCGUCGGCGGUGGUGAGGGAUGACGUCGCGGAGUCCACGGCCGGGGCGGUGGCCACGGCGAGGGAGGGCAAGUUCCGGAGCCGGCGCCCGGCGGACGGCGGCGAGGGGGAGUUCGUGUACGAGUGCCGGACGUGCGGCAAGUGCUUCCCGUCCUUCCAGGCGCUCGGCGGCCACCGCACCAGCCACAAGAAGCCGCGCCUCCCGCUCCCGCCAAGCGCGGCGACGGCGACGUCGUCCGAGGAGAAGGUGAAGCUGGCGCCCCAGGCCGCCGAGGAGAAGACGCCACCGCCGUCGCCGGCCACUGCCGUCGAUCGGACGGUGCUGGCGAUCCCGGUCCCGGCGACGCCGCCCAAGCAAGAAGGCGCGGCCACGGCGACCGGCGUGUCGUCAAAGCAGCAGCAGCAGGGGCAGGGGAGGGUGCACGAGUGCUCCAUCUGCGGCGCGGAGUUCGGGUCCGGGCAGGCGCUGGGCGGGCACAUGCGGCGCCACCGCCCGCUGCUGCCGGCGUCGGCGUCCAUCUCUUCCACGGACGGCGUGUCGGCGGUGCUGGUGAUCAGGAAGGAGAAGAGCCUCCUGGAGCUGGAUCUCAACAUGCCGGCGCCCUGCGACGACCCCGCCGGCGCCGGAGCCGAGGCUACCUCGCCAUCGUCCUUCUCCUUCGCCGUGAAGGAGCGGCCGUCUGUGCCGGCGGCGCUGCUGCCAUUCCGGGCUCCGGCGUCGGCCCUGGUGGACUGCCAUUACUAGGCACCGAUGAAGCAAAGCAACAUACAGACAGUAAUUAGCUCCUCUGUUUCUCAUUUGUUCCACACACACAUAUACACAUUUACUACAUAGUAGUACAUGCCUUGCUGUGAUCUGAAACCAUACAUAUUCUUUCUUCUUCAUUUUACCAUUUGUUCUGUUCAAAUUGAUUGAUUAUUGAUGAUUGGAAACUGGUGGCCACUGUAGAAUUUGUCAGGUGUACAAAAAUGUUUGUCUGAGAUUUGACAUUUUAUCAUGUGAUUAUAUUGAUUGAUUCAUUCACUUAA
Messenger RNA from Aegilops tauschii subsp. strangulata, 1364 nucleotides. RefSeq lists its product as uncharacterized. NCBI's taxonomy places the organism in Eukaryota, Viridiplantae, Streptophyta, Magnoliopsida, Poales, Poaceae. The record is from RefSeq and is a predicted model, not a curated record.